Molecule: messenger RNA, 15216 nt
Organism: Grus americana (Whooping crane)
Lineage: Eukaryota; Metazoa; Chordata; Aves; Gruiformes; Gruidae
Product: nebulin-like
Biological process (GO): cardiac muscle thin filament assembly
Cellular component (GO): Z disc
Molecular function (GO): actin filament binding
Source: RefSeq, a predicted model, not a curated record
GGAGAGGAAGUUAAACAUAAAUAUACUCUUACCCCAGAUGUCCCACAGUUUAUCCAAGCUAGAUACAAUGCAGCUAACGUCAGUGAUGCAUAUUAUAAACAAGGCUACCAUGAUCUAAUAGCAAAAGGGAACAAUGUGUCACUUGAUGCUAUUCCAAUUACUUUAGCCAAGGCUUCAAGAGACAUUGCUAGUGAUUAUAAAUAUAAAGAAGCAUAUGAAAAGGCUAAAGGAAGACAGGUUGGUUUCAGAAGCCUGCAAGAUGACCCUAAGCUUGUCCACUACAUGAAUGUAGCAAAGAUUCAGUCUGAGCGUGAGUACAAGAAAGACUAUGAGAAGACCAAGACUAACUAUCAUACACCUCCUGACAUGUACAGUAUCCAGGCUGCUAAACAGUCUCAGGAUGUGGCUUCUAAUGCCCACUACAAAAAUCUGAUCCAUCACUACACUUACCUGCCAGAUGCCAUGGAUGUUGAGCUUGCAAAGAACAUGAUGCAAAUUCAGAGUGAUAAUGCGUACAAACAAGAGUAUAACAGCUGGUUCAAGGGUAUUGGAUGGAGUCCUCUUGGUUCUCUGGAUGUUGAAAAAGCUAAAAAGGCUGGAGAUGCCUUAAAUGAAAAGAAAUACCGUCAGCACCCAGACACCAUCAAAUUUACAAGUAUACCAGAUUCAAUACCAAUGGUUUUAGCUCAGCACAACACCAAGCAACUGAGUGAUGUAGCAUAUAAGCAAGAAGGUGAAAAAGUAAAACACAAAUACACCCUGGAUCCUGAUGUUCCUCAGUUUAUUCAAGCCAGAGUCAAUGCCUUCAAUUUGAGUGAUGCUAACUACAAAGCAGACUGGAAGAAAACCAUUGCCAAAGGAUAUGAUCUGAAACCAGAUGCCAUUCCUAUUAUUGCUGCUAAAGCUUCUCGAAAUAUUGCUAGUGAUUACAAGUACAAGGAAUCAUACGAGAAAGAUAAAGGCAAACAGGUUGGAUACCGUAGCCUGCAGGAUGAUCCUAAACUUGUUCAUUACAUGAAUGUGGCCAAAAUGCAAUCAGAUCGUGAAUACAAGAAGGAUUACGAAGUCACCAAGACCAGAUAUCAUACUCCUUUGGAUAUGUUCAGCGUGACGGCUGCCAAGAAAGCCCAGGAAGCAGUUACAAAUGCUGGCUAUAAGCAACCAAUUCACAAUUAUACACUCUUGCCUGAUUCUCUGAAUCUGGAGCUAUCAAGAAAUGUGAUGCAGCUUCAGAGUGAUAAUGUGUACAAAGCAGACUUUAAUAACUGGUUGAAAGGAGUUGGCUGGAUACCAGCUCAGUCACUGGAUGUAGAAAAGGCCAAAAAAGCUACAGAGAUUCUCAGUGAAAAGAAGUAUCGCCAACACCCUGACAAGCUGAAGUAUUCUAUUACAAUGGAUGCAAUGGAACAAGUGCUAGCUAAGCAAAAUGCCAAGACCAUGAAUAAGAGGCUCUACACCGAUAAAUGGAACAAAGAGAAGACCAGCAUUCAUGUUAUGCCAGAUACUCCAGAAAUUCUGCAGUCUAGAGUGAACCAGAUCACCAUGAGUAAUAAACUUUACAAAGCUGGAUGGGAGGAAGAAAAGAAGAAAGGUUAUGACAUGCAGCCAGAUGCUAUUCCAAUAAAGGCAGCCAAAGCCUCCAGAGACAUUGCAAGUGAUUAUAAAUACAAACUAGCCUACGAAAAAGAGAAAGGAAAACAUAUUGGGUUCCGCAGCCUUGAAGAUGACCCCAAGCUGGUGCACUUCAUGCAGGUGGCUAAAAUGCAAUCUGAUCGUGAAUACAGAAAAGAUUAUGAGAAGGCAAAGACUAAUUUCCAUACUCCGGUUGACAUGGUCAGUGUCGUGGCAGCCAAGAAAGCACAGGAAGUGGCUACAAAUGCAAACUACAAAAACUUGAUCCAUACCUACAAUGUUUUACCUGACGCUAUGAGUCUUGAAUUAGCCAAAAACAUGAUGCAGAUACAAAGUGAUAAUCAGUACAGAGCAGAAUAUGAUGAAAGUAUGAAGGGUGUUGGGUGGAUGCCACUGGGCUCCCUGGAAGCUGAGAAAAACAAAAAAGCGAUGGAAAUUGUUAGUGAAAAGAAGUAUCGCCAGCAUCCAGACAAGUUGAAGUAUUCUGUUCCUAUGGAUUCCAUGAACAUGGUCUUAGCUUUAAAUAAUGCUAAAAUCAUGGAUGAGCACAAGUACAAACAAGCGUGGGAAGAAGACAAAAAGAAAGUUCACAUCACACCAGAUAUUCCACAGAUUGCUUUAGCAAAAGCUAAUGCAUUUAAUUUAAGUGAUAAAAUGUACAGACUUUCAUUUGAAGAAUCUAGGAAGAAAGGAUAUGAUCUCAGAGCUGAUGCUAUCCCUAUUAAAGCUGCCAAAGCUUCUAGGGAUAUUGCUAGUGAUUAUAAAUACAAAUUAGGUUAUGAACAAGACAAGGGCAAACUUGUAGGCUUCCGCAGCCUGCAGGAUGAUCCCAAACUUGUCCAUUAUAUGCAAGUGGCUAAGAUGCAGUCUGAUCGUGAAUAUAAGAAAGCUUAUGAGAUGAGCAAGACCCAUUACCAAACACCUUCUGAUACCCUCAGCAUUGUGGCAGCUAAGGAGGCACAAGAUCGUGUAACCAAUACUAACUACAAGCGACUGAUUCACCAAUAUAUGCUUCUACCAGAUGCAAUGAGUUUAGAACUGUACAGAAACAUGAAUCAGAUACAAAGUGACAAUGAGUACAAGCAGGACUACAAGGAGUGGUUCAGAGGUAUCGGUUGGAGUCCUGUUGGUUCUCUGGAUGUGGAGAAAUCUAAGAAAGCCACAGAAAUUGCAAGUGAUCAGAAAUACCGCCAGCAUCCCAGCAUGUUCCCCUUUACAAAACAGAAUGAUGCCAUGGACAUGGUCCUUGCAAAGCAGAAUGCAAAUAUAAUGAACAAACAUGCUUAUACUCAAGCUUGGGAGAAGGAUAAAACUCAGGUUCAUGUGAUGCCUGAUACACCAGAUAUUCUACAGGCAAAACAGAACAAGGCGAACUACAGUCAGAAACUGUACAAGCUUGGCUGGGAGGAAAUGAUAAAGAAAGGCUAUGACCUCACACCUGAAGCCAUUUCAGUGAAAGCUGCCAAAGCUUCAAGGGACAUUGCAAGUGACUACAAGUACAAAGAAGGUUACCGCAAGCAGCAGGGACAUCACAUCGGAUUCCGCAGCCUACAGGAUGAUCCUAAGAUGUUGUGGUCUAUGCAAGUAGCUAAGAUGCAGAGUGAGAGGGAGUACAAGAAAGAUUUUGAAAAAUGGAAGACAAAGUUUAAUAUGCCUGUGGAUAUGCUAGGCUUCCUUCUGGCUAAGAAAUGUCAGGAACUGGUUAGUGAUAUAGACUACAAACAGAUGCUACAUCGCUGGACUUGUCUGCCAGACCAGAAUGAUGUCACCCAGGCGAAGAGAGUCUAUGAACUACAGAGUGAUAAUGUGUAUAAGUCAGAUCUACAAUGGCUCAGAGGCCUUGGGUGGAGUCCUUUGGGAUCUUUGGAAUCUGAAAAGAACAGGAAAGCUUCUGAAAUACUGAGUGAAAAGAAGUACCGGCAGCACCCAGAUACUAUUAAGUUCACAAGUAUCCCAGAUGCCAUGGAUAUCAUUUUAGCAAAAUCUAAUGCCAAAAACAGAAGUGAUAUACUGUAUAGAGAAGCCUGGGACAAGGACAAGACUCAGGUUCACAUCAUGCCUGAUACUCCUGAAAUUUUGCUGGCUAAGUCAAACUUAAUUAACACAAGUGAUAAACAUUACAAGUUAGGAUAUGAAGAGCUGAAGAGGAAAGGCUACGAUCUUCCUCCUGAUGCUAUACCCCUCAAAUCGGCAAAAGCAUCCAGAGACAUAGCUAGUGAAUAUCAAUACAAAACUGCAUACCGAAAGCAGCUUGGCCACCAUAUUGGAGCCCGUAACAUAGAGGAUGAUCCGAAGAUGAUGUGGUCGAUGCACGUAGCCAAGAUCCAGAGUGACAGGGAGUACAAGAAAGCCUUUGAGAAGACAAAGACACACUUCAGUAGCCCAGUGGACAUGCUGGGAAUCGUGUUGGCGAAGAAAUGUCAGGAGUUGGUGAGCGACAUUGAUUACAAGCACUCUCUGCAUCGGUGGACCUGUCUGCCGGACCAGAACGAUGUUGUACAAGCCAGGAAAGUGUACGACCUUCAGAGUGAUAACGUGUACAAGUCCGACCUCCUGUGGCUGAGGGGCAUUGGCUGGUCCCCAAGUGGUUCCCUGGACGAUGAGAAGAAUAAGAGGGCGAGCCUCAUCCUGAGUGACAAGAAGUAUCGGCAGCACCCGGACACCAUCAAAUUCACGAGCCUUCCUGACUCGAUGCCUAUGGUUCUGGCAAAGCACAACUCUGACAUUAUGAACCAACGUUCCUACGUAUCAGCCUGGGAGAAGGAUAAAACCAGUGUUCACAUUAUGCCGGAUACACCUGGCAUUUUGCUGGCCCAGCAGAACCAAGCGAACCUCAGCGAGAAACUGUACAAGCUUGCGCUGGAGGAAGAGAAGAAAAAGGGCUACGACAUGCGGGCUGAUGCCAUUCCUAUCAGGUCUGCUAAAGCUUCCCGAGACAUUGCCAGUGACUACAGGUAUAAGGAAGGCUAUCGCAAGCAGCUUGGCCACCAUAUCGGAGCCCGUAACAUAGAGGAUGAUCCGAAGAUGAUGUGGUCGAUGCACGUAGCCAAGAUCCAGAGUGACAGGGAGUACAAGAAAGCCUUUGAGAAGACAAAGACACACUUCAGUAGCCCAGUGGACAUGCUGGGAAUCGUGUUGGCGAAGAAAUGUCAGGAGUUGGUGAGCGACAUUGAUUACAAGCACUCUCUGCAUCGGUGGACCUGUCUGCCGGACCAGAACGAUGUUGUACAAGCCAGGAAAGUGUACGACCUUCAGAGUGAUAACGUGUACAAGUCCGACCUCCUGUGGCUGAGGGGCAUUGGCUGGUCCCCAAGUGGUUCCCUGGACGAUGAGAAGAAUAAGAGGGCGAGCCUCAUCCUGAGUGACAAGAAGUAUCGGCAGCACCCGGACACCAUCAAAUUCACGAGCCUUCCUGACUCGAUGCCUAUGGUUCUGGCAAAGCACAACUCUGACAUUAUGAACCAACGUUCCUACGUAUCAGCCUGGGAGAAGGAUAAAACCAGUGUUCACAUUAUGCCGGAUACACCUGGCAUUUUGCUGGCCCAGCAGAACCAAGCGAACCUCAGCGAGAAACUGUACAAGCUUGCGCUGGAGGAAGAGAAGAAAAAGGGCUACGACAUGCGGGCUGAUGCCAUUCCUAUCAGGUCUGCUAAAGCUUCCCGAGACAUUGCCAGUGACUACAGGUAUAAGGAAGGCUAUCGCAAGCAGCUUGGCCACCAUAUCGGAGCCCGUAACAUAGAGGAUGAUCCGAAGAUGAUGUGGUCGAUGCACGUAGCCAAGAUCCAGAGUGACAGGGAGUACAAGAAAGCCUUUGAGAAGACAAAGACACACUUCAGUAGCCCAGUGGACAUGCUGGGAAUCGUGUUGGCGAAGAAAUGUCAGGAGUUGGUGAGCGACAUUGAUUACAAGCACUCUCUGCAUCGGUGGACCUGUCUGCCGGACCAGAACGAUGUUGUACAAGCCAGGAAAGUGUACGACCUUCAGAGUGAUAACGUGUACAAGUCCGACCUCCUGUGGCUGAGGGGCAUUGGCUGGUCCCCAAGUGGUUCCCUGGACGAUGAGAAGAAUAAGAGGGCGAGCCUCAUCCUGAGUGACAAGAAGUAUCGGCAGCACCCGGACACCAUCAAAUUCACGAGCCUUCCUGACUCGAUGCCUAUGGUUCUGGCAAAGCACAACUCUGACAUUAUGAACCAACGUUCCUACGUAUCAGCCUGGGAGAAGGAUAAAACCAGUGUUCACAUUAUGCCGGAUACACCUGGCAUUUUGCUGGCCCAGCAGAACCAAGCGAACCUCAGCGAGAAACUGUACAAGCUUGCGCUGGAGGAAGAGAAGAAAAAGGGCUACGACAUGCGGGCUGAUGCCAUUCCUAUCAGGUCUGCUAAAGCUUCCCGAGACAUUGCCAGUGACUACAGGUAUAAGGAAGGCUAUCGCAAGCAGCUUGGCCACCAUAUCGGAGCCCGUAACAUAGAGGAUGAUCCGAAGAUGAUGUGGUCGAUGCACGUAGCCAAGAUCCAGAGUGACAGGGAGUACAAGAAAGCCUUUGAGAAGACAAAGACACACUUCAGUAGCCCAGUGGACAUGCUGGGAAUCGUGUUGGCGAAGAAAUGUCAGGAGUUGGUGAGCGACAUUGAUUACAAGCACUCUCUGCAUCGGUGGACCUGUCUGCCGGACCAGAACGAUGUUGUACAAGCCAGGAAAGUGUACGACCUUCAGAGUGAUAACGUGUACAAGUCCGACCUCCUGUGGCUGAGGGGCAUUGGCUGGUCCCCAAGUGGUUCCCUGGACGAUGAGAAGAAUAAGAGGGCGAGCCUCAUCCUGAGUGACAAGAAGUAUCGGCAGCACCCGGACACCAUCAAAUUCACGAGCCUUCCUGACUCGAUGCCUAUGGUUCUGGCAAAGCACAACUCUGACAUUAUGAACCAACGUUCCUACGUAUCAGCCUGGGAGAAGGAUAAAACCAGUGUUCACAUUAUGCCGGAUACACCUGGCAUUUUGCUGGCCCAGCAGAACCAAGCGAACCUCAGCGAGAAACUGUACAAGCUUGCGCUGGAGGAAGAGAAGAAAAAGGGCUACGACAUGCGGGCUGAUGCCAUUCCUAUCAGGUCUGCUAAAGCUUCCCGAGACAUUGCCAGUGACUACAAAUACAAAGAAGGCUAUCGCAAGCAGCUUGGCCACCAUAUUGGAGCCCGUAACAUAGAGGAUGAUCCGAAGAUGAUGUGGUCGAUGCACGUAGCCAAGAUCCAGAGUGACAGGGAGUACAAGAAAGCCUUUGAGAAGACAAAGACACACUUCAGUAGCCCAGUGGACAUGCUGGGAAUCGUGUUGGCGAAGAAAUGUCAGGAGUUGGUGAGCGACAUUGAUUACAAGCACUAUCUGCAUCAGUGGAUCUGUCUGCCGGACCAGAACGAUGUUAUCCACGCUAAGAAGGCCUAUGAUCUACAGAGUGAUAAUUGCUACAAGUCUGACCUUGAAUGGUUGCGGGGCAUUGGUUGGGUCCCAAUUGGUUCCUUGGAAGUUGAAAAAGCCAAGAAGGCUGGAGAGAUCUUGAGUGAUAAAAUAUACCGUCAGCCUCCAGACACAAUCAAGUUUACUAGCGUCACUGAUUCUCUAGAGAUGGUCUUAGCGAAGCAGAAUGCGGAGACGAUGAAUAAGCGUUUAUACACUGAAGCAUGGAAUAAAGAUAAGACCAUGGUUCAUGUCAUGCCUGACACACCUGAGAUCCUGCUAGCUAAACAAAACCAAUUAAACUAUAGUCAGAAAAUGUACAAACUAGCUUUGGAGGAAUCGAAGAAGAAGGGUCAUGAUUUGCGUUUUGAUGCCAUUCCUAUUCAAGCUGCCAGAGCAUCCAGAGAGAUCGCCAGUGAUUACAAAUACAAAGAAGGCUAUCGCAAGCAGCUUGGCCACCAUAUUGGAGCCCGUAACAUAGAGGAUGAUCCGAAGAUGAUGUGGUCGAUGCACGUAGCCAAGAUCCAGAGUGACAGGGAGUACAAGAAAGCCUUUGAGAAGACAAAGACACACUUCAGUAGCCCAGUGGACAUGCUGGGAAUCGUGUUGGCGAAGAAAUGUCAGGAGUUGGUGAGCGACAUUGAUUACAAGCACUAUCUGCAUCAGUGGAUCUGUCUGCCGGACCAGAAUGAUGUUAUCCACGCUAAGAAGGCCUAUGAUCUACAGAGUGACGCGGUUUACAAAUCAGACCUGGAAUGGCUAAGAGGUAUUGGAUGGGUUCCUAUUGGUUCCAUGGAAGUUGAGAAAGCUAAGAAAGCUGGAGAAAUCCUGAGUGAAAGGAAGUAUCGUCAGCCAGCAGACCAAAUUAAAUUUACUAGUGUGACAGAUUCUUUGGCCAUGGUCUUAGCCAAGCAAAACGCUGAGAUAAUGAACAAGCGUUUAUACACAGAAGCCUGGGAUGCAGACAAAACAUCGAUUCAUGUCAUGCCUGAUACACCAACAAUUUUGUUAGCGAAGGCCAAUGCAGCUAAUGUUAGCCAUAAACUUUAUGUACAAGCCUGGGAAGAGGCCAAACAGAAGGGUUAUGACAUGAGAGCUGAUGCAAUUCCAAUCCGAAGUGCGAAGGCAUCAAGAGAUAUUGCGAGUGACUACAAGUACAAAGAAACGCACGAGAAGCAGAAAGGCCACUACAUUGGGUGCCGCACCGCCAAGGAGGAUCCCAAACUGUCGUGGGCUGCGCGUGCCAUGUUGCUGCAGAACGACCGACUUUACAGGAAGGCGUACCAUGAUUCCAAGGCCCACAUCCACAUCCCAGUCGAUGCGAUGUCAGUGCAGGCAGCCAAGGAGUGCCAGACGCUAGUCAGCGAUGUUGACUACCGCCACUACCUUCACCAGUGGACCUGCCUGCCUGACCAGAACGACGUGAUCCAUGCAAGGAAGGCCUACGAUCUACAGAGCGAUAAUGUGUACAAGUCAGACCUAGAAUGGUUGCGAGGCAUCGGCUGGUUGACAGAAGGUUCUGUGGAUGUGGUCAAAGCAAAGAGAGCCCAGGAACUCCUGAACGAGAAGUUGUACCGCACGCGGCCAGAGGACAUGAAAUUCACCAGCAUUACUGACACGCCAGACGUCGUCCAGGCUAAGAUCAAUGCUUUGCAGAUCAGUGACCAUCUGUAUCGUGAAGCCUGGGAUAGAGAUAAGACGCAGAUUUCCAUACCUUCCGAUACUCCUGUAAUGCUGCAGUCCAAAGUCAAUGCGGUCAACAUCAGCAAUAAACAGUAUCAGAAGGCCUGGGAUGAGGCCAAGUCGAAAAGCUAUGACAUACGAGCUGAUGCCAUUCCCAUCAAACACGCCAAGGCUUCCAGAGACAUUGCUAGUGAGUACAAGUACAAAGAAACGCACGAGAAGCAGAAAGGCCACUACAUUGGGUGCCGCACCGCCAAGGAGGAUCCCAAACUGUCGUGGGCUGCGCGUGCCAUGUUGCUGCAGAACGACCGACUUUACAGGAAGGCGUACCAUGAUUCCAAGGCCCACAUCCACAUCCCAGUCGAUGCGAUGUCAGUGCAGGCAGCCAAGGAGUGCCAGACGCUAGUCAGCGAUGUUGACUACCGCCACUACCUUCACCAGUGGACCUGCCUGCCUGACCAGAACGACGUGAUCCAUGCAAGGAAGGCCUACGAUCUACAGAGCGAUAAUGUGUACAAGUCAGACCUGGAAUGGUUGCGAGGCAUCGGCUGGGUGGCAGAAGGUUCUGUGGAUGUGGUCAAAGCAAAGAGAGCCCAGGAACUCCUGAACGAGAAGUUGUACCGCACGCGGCCAGAGGACAUGAAAUUCACCAGCAUUACUGACACGCCAGACGUCGUCCAGGCUAAGAUCAAUGCUUUGCAGAUCAGUGACCAUCUGUAUCGUGAAGCCUGGGAUAGAGAUAAGACGCAGAUUUCCAUACCUUCCGAUACUCCUGUAAUGCUGCAGUCCAAAGUCAAUGCGGUCAACAUCAGCAAUAAACAGUAUCAGAAGGCCUGGGAUGAGGCCAAGUCGAAAAGCUAUGACAUACGAGCUGAUGCCAUUCCCAUCAAACACGCCAAGGCUUCCAGAGACAUUGCUAGUGAGUACAAGUACAAAGAAACGCACGAGAAGCAGAAAGGCCACUACAUUGGGUGCCGCACCGCCAAGGAGGAUCCCAAACUGUCGUGGGCUGCGCGUGCCAUGUUGCUGCAGAACGACCGACUUUACAGGAAGGCGUACCAUGAUUCCAAGGCCCACAUCCACAUCCCAGUCGAUGCGAUGUCAGUGCAGGCAGCCAAGGAGUGCCAGACGCUAGUCAGCGAUGUUGACUACCGCCACUACCUUCACCAGUGGACCUGCCUGCCUGACCAGAACGACGUGAUCCAUGCAAGGAAGGCCUACGAUCUACAGAGCGAUAAUGUGUACAAGUCAGACCUAGAAUGGUUGCGAGGCAUCGGCUGGGUGGCAGAAGGUUCUGUGGAUGUGGUCAAAGCAAAGAGAGCCCAGGAACUCCUGAACGAGAAGUUGUACCGCACGCGGCCAGAGGACAUGAAAUUCACCAGCAUUACUGACACGCCAGACGUCGUCCAGGCUAAGAUCAAUGCUUUGCAGAUCAGUGACCAUCUGUAUCGUGAAGCCUGGGAUAGAGAUAAGACGCAGAUUUCCAUACCUUCCGAUACUCCUGUAAUGCUGCAGUCCAAAGUCAAUGCGGUCAACAUCAGCAAUAAACAGUAUCAGAAGGCCUGGGAUGAGGCCAAGUCGAAAAGCUAUGACAUACGAGCUGAUGCCAUUCCCAUCAAACACGCCAAGGCUUCCAGAGACAUUGCUAGUGAGUACAAGUACAAAGAAACGCACGAGAAGCAGAAAGGCCACUACAUUGGGUGCCGCACCGCCAAGGAGGAUCCCAAACUGUCGUGGGCUGCGCGUGCCAUGUUGCUGCAGAACGACCGACUUUACAGGAAGGCGUACCAUGAUUCCAAGGCCCACAUCCACAUCCCAGUCGAUGCGAUGUCAGUGCAGGCAGCCAAGGAGUGCCAGACGCUAGUCAGCGAUGUUGACUACCGCCACUACCUUCACCAGUGGACCUGCCUGCCUGACCAGAACGACGUGAUCCAUGCAAGGAAGGCCUACGAUCUACAGAGCGAUAAUGUGUACAAGUCAGACCUAGAAUGGUUGCGAGGCAUCGGCUGGUUGACAGAAGGUUCUGUGGAUGUGGUCAAAGCAAAGAGAGCCCAGGAACUCCUGAACGAGAAGUUGUACCGCACGCGGCCGGAGGACAUGAAAUUCACCAGCAUUACUGACACGCCAGACGUCGUCCAGGCUAAGAUCAAUGCUUUGCAGAUCAGUGACCAUCUGUAUCGUGAAGCCUGGGAUAGAGAUAAGACGCAGAUUUCCAUACCUUCCGAUACUCCUGUAAUGCUGCAGUCCAAAGUCAAUGCGGUCAACAUCAGCAAUAAACAGUAUCAGAAGGCCUGGGAUGAGGCCAAGUCGAAAAGCUAUGACAUACGAGCUGAUGCCAUUCCCAUCAAACACGCCAAGGCUUCCAGAGACAUUGCUAGUGAGUACAAGUACAAAGAAACGCACGAGAAGCAGAAAGGCCACUACAUUGGGUGCCGUACCGCCAAGGAGGAUCCCAAACUGUCGUGGGCUGCGCGUGCCAUGUUGCUGCAGAACGACCGACUUUACAGGAAGGCGUACCAUGAUUCCAAGGCCCACAUCCACAUCCCAGUCGAUGCGAUGUCAGUGCAGGCAGCCAAGGAGUGCCAGACGCUAGUCAGCGAUGUUGACUACCGCCACUACCUUCACCAGUGGACCUGCCUGCCUGACCAGAACGACGUGAUCCAUGCAAGGAAGGCCUACGAUCUACAGAGCGAUGCUGUCUAUAAGUCAGACCUAGAGUGGCUCCGUGGAAUUGGCUGGUUGCCUAAUGACUCUCCGGAUGUUAAGAGAGUGAAGCAUGCCCAGGAUCUCCUGAGUGACCAUGUCUAUCGUACACCUAUCGAAAGCCUGAAAUACAGCAGUGUUGUUGAUUCUCCAGACGUUCUUCUAGCUAAAGUGAAUGCCGAACAAGUCAGCAUUCCAAAAUACAAAGAAGCCUGGGAAAAGGACAAGACUAUGAUCCAUGUUACACCAGACACACCUGAACUCAACCUAGCCAAGACUAAUGCUGUUAAUUAUAGCCAGAAACUGUAUAAAGAAGCUUGGGAUGAGUUGAAGAUCAGUUAUGAUUUGAGAGCAGAUGCAAUCCCAAUCAAAGCAGCCAAAGCUUCGAGAGAAAUUGCUAGUGAUUAUAAAUACAAACUGGAACACGAGAAGCAGAAAGGACAUUAUGUUGGAGUUCCAAAUGCAAAAGCAGAUACGAAAAUGCAGUUUGCCCUCGGCAUAGGCAAAGUUCAGAGUGAACUAGAAUACAAGAAACACUUUGCCAAAUGGAAGACACAAUGCCACCUACCAGCAGACAUGCUGUCUAUCCUAUCAGCUAAACAUGGCCAGUCUUUGGUCAGUGAUGUUGAUUACCGCCAUUACUUGCAUCAGUGGAUCUGUCUUCCAGAUCAGAAUGAUGUCAUACAGGCUAGGAAAGCCUACGAUCUUCAGAGUGAUGCUAUUUACAAAUCUGAUUUAGAAUGGCUACGGGGUAUUGGAUGGUUGCCAAAUGAUUCAGUUGGAAUCAACCAUGUUAAACAUGCUGGAGAUCUCCUGAAUGAGAGAAAGUACCGUACAAAAGUUGAAACUCUUCCAUUUACUCCAGUGGCGGACAGAGUAGAUUAUAUCACAGCAAAGAACAGUGGUGAAAUUCUCAGUGACAUUAAAUACCACAAAGCAUGGAAUGAGGUCAAGUCAAAUUAUACUCUAACAGAUACACCACAGCUAGAUAUGGCCCGAGAGGCAGCCAGAAUCCUUAAUCAGAGUUUAUACAAGGAAAGUUGGGAGAAAGAAAAAGCGACUGGUUACCUCUUACCUCCUGACACUGUGCAGAUCUCUCAUGCCAAACACUCAAAUGAUGUCCAAAGUGAGCUUAAAUACAAAGCUGAGUACGUCAAACAAAGAGGUCACUAUGUUGGAGUUGCCAGUAUGAGAGAUGAUCCCAAACUGGUGUGGUUUGAGCAUGCAGGCGAGAUCCAGAAUGACAGAUUGUACAAAUCAAACUAUCACAAAACGAAGUCCAAAAUUCACAUCCCUCCGGAUAUGAUGUCAGUUGUAGCAGCAAAGGAAUGUCAGACCUUGGUCAGCGAUAUUGACUACCGCCACUACCUGCAUGAAUGGACGUGCCAUCCUGACCAGAAUGACUGUAUUCAGGCAAGGAAGGCCUAUGAUCUGCAAAGUGAUAAUAUUUAUAAAUCUGAUUUGGAAUGGCUUCGUGGCUGUGGUUGGAUUCCUCUGGAUUCAGUGGAACAUAAGAAAGUUAAGAAUGCACAAGAACUGAUAAAUAAAAAAGCAUAUACAAAAGAAGCCCUUGAUAACUUUUCCAAUUAUACCAGUGUGGUUGACACUCCUGACAUUGUUCUGGCAAAGAUUAACUCUGUCAAUCAGAGUGAUCUAAAAUACAAAGAAACAUUUAACCUUGAGAAAGGCCAGUAUAUUGGGUCUGAUGAUACUCCUGCGCUGAACCAUGCCAAAGACAUGUCCUUAUUAUACAGUGAUAAACUCUAUAAAAAUGCUUGGGAAAUUAGCAAGCCCAUUGCCUAUACUUUGGAUGAGAAAUAUAUUCCCCUUGUUGGAGCAAAGCAUGCAAACUACAUAAACAGUGAGCUUAAAUAUAAGGAAAUAUAUGAGAAGCUGAAAGGUCAUUACCUGGCUGGGAAGGAUAUUGGUGAUUUCCCCAGUGUCAUUCAUUCGCUAGCAUUCCAGAAAAUAAGGAGCGCGUUGGCAUACAGGAAGAAUUACGAAGACACCAAAGCAAAUGUCCAUAUUCCAAGUGACAUGAUGAAUCACGUGCUAGCCAAGAAGUGCCAGUAUAUCCUCAGUGAUCUUGAAUACCGAACUUACUUCCAUCAGUGGAAUUGUUCACCUGAAGAAAAUGAUGUUGUUCAAGCCAGAAAAGCCCAGGAGAUUUUGAGUGAUGUGGUGUACAAAGAUGACUUAAAUUGGCUGAAGGGACUUGGAUGUUAUGUCUGGGAUACUCCACAAAUCCUGCAUGCUAAGAAAUCAUAUGACCUCCAGAGCCAAAUAAAAUAUACAGCUGCCGGAAAAGAGAACCUUCAGAACUUUGGUGUUGUUACUGACACACCUCUCUAUGUGACUGCAGUGCAGAGUGGUGUAAAUGCUAGUGAUGUGAAAUACAAGCAAGAUUACCACAAAACUAAGGACAAGUAUACAACUGUGACUGAAACAGUGGAUUCUGAAAGAGUUCAAAAUUUGAAACAUCUCUUUAGCAAUAAUCUCUACAAGGAAGCCUGGGAAAAAGUGAAAGCUACUGGCUAUAUAAUGCCCUCUGAUGCUGUAUCCCUAGCACGUGCAAAAGAACUGAAGCAUAAUGCUAGUACUGUAAAAUACCGAGAAGAAUAUGACAAGUUUAAAGCACUGUACACACUACCCAGAGGUGUUGAGGAUGAUCCCAAUACAGCAAGGUGCCUUAGAGUUGGAAAGCUUAAUAUUGAUCGUCUGUACAAGGAAGUCUAUGAAAAGAAUAAAGCCAAAGUCCACAUUAUUCCAGACAUGGUAGACAUAAUUUCUGCUAAGGAUGCACAGAAAAAAAUCAGUGAAAUUGAUUACCGCACACAUCUCCAUGAAUGGAUCUGUCUACCAGAUCUUCAAAUCAAUGCCCAUGUUCGAAAAGUAACCGAUCAAGUCAGUGAUGUGGUAUACAAGGAUGAUCUUAACUGGCUGAAAGGCAUUGGCUGCUUUGUUUGGGACACUCCUGAAAUUCUCCAUGCCAAACAUGCCUACGAUCUUCGCAGCGAUAUUAAGUACAAAUCUAAGGCAGAAAAAAUGAAGAAUGACUACACUGUGGUCAUGGACACUCCUGUCUAUGUCCAGAAUGUCCUCAGUGGCUUGAAUUUAAGUGAAGCUGUUUAUCGUGGUGAAUAUAUGCACAAUGUUAAAGGCAAAAUGAUUCCUACUGAUAAAACAGUAGAUUUGGAGCGGGCGUAUCACGCAAACAAAAUACAGAGUGAAAAUUUGUAUCGCUGGGCUGGUGUGAAAGCUCUGCCUACUGGAUACAGCCUUCCCACAGAUGCCCCCAGCUUUCAGCAUGCGAAACAUGUCCAAUACAUUGGCAGUGAUCUGAAAUAUAAAGAAGCCUAUGAACACAUGAAAGCUAAAGGCUAUACUCUGGGACCUAAAGAUGUUGGGUUUGAAAAUGUGAAGAAAGUGAAUCAAGUCAUUAAUGAGAGGUUGUAUCGGGCAACAUACCACAAGUACAAGGACAAGAUUCAUACCACUCCAGACACACCAGAAAUCCGUCAAGUCAGGGCAACGCAGGAGGCUGUCAGCGAUUUGAUCUACAAGUCAGAUUUCUUUAAGAUGCAGGGACACUUGAUUUCCUUGCCAUACACUCCUCAGGUGUUGCACUGCCGCCAUGUUGGGGACAUCACAAGUGAUAAUAAAUACAAAGAGGAUCUGAAGUGGUUGAAGGGCUUGGGUUGCUUCCUGUAUGAUACUGAUAUGGUCCGUGCUCGUCAGCUGCGUAAGCUUUGG